This is a messenger RNA of Myotis brandtii (Brandt's bat), 4079 nucleotides long. RefSeq names its product FERM domain containing 4B (gene FRMD4B). NCBI's taxonomy places the organism in Eukaryota, Metazoa, Chordata, Mammalia, Chiroptera, Vespertilionidae. The coding region runs from base 1 to 2619 and encodes 872 amino acids. The transcript has 24 exons. Gene Ontology annotation, biological process: establishment of epithelial cell polarity. The record is from RefSeq and is a predicted model, not a curated record. Gene Ontology annotation, cellular component: adherens junction; bicellular tight junction; cytoskeleton.
AUGGACUUGAACCAGAUGUGCUUGUUCACAGGUGACAUAGGUCAGCAGAACUGGCUGCAGUUAGAUCACCGGGUUCUGGACCAUGAUUUGCCCAAGAAACCAGGCCCAGCCAUUUUGCACUUUGCUGUGAGAUUUUACAUUGAGAGCAUAUCGUUCUUAAAGGACAGGACCACCGUGGAGCUGUUCUUCCUGAACGCCAAGUCCUGUGUGCACAAGGGGCAAAUCGAAGUCGACAGCGAAACCGUCUUCAGGUUGGCGGCGCUGGCUUUGCAGGAAGCCAAAGGGGAUUACACCAGUGAUGAAAAUGCCAGGAAAGAUUUAAGGACACUCUCAGCCUUUCCAACCAGAACUCUUCAGGAGCACCCGUCCCUUGCUUACUGUGAGGACAGGGUCAUUGAGCAUUAUUUGAAAACCAGAGGUCUGACCCGGGGUCAAGCUGUGGUUCAGUAUAUGAAAAUAGUAGAAGCUCUACCGACCUACGGAGUCCAUUAUUACGCAGUAAAGGAUAAACAAGGACUUCCUUGGUGGCUUGGAAUCAGCUAUAAAGGAAUUGGCCAGUAUGACUUACAAGAUAAAGUGAAACCUCGGAAACUGUUCCAGUGGAAACAGCUGGAGAACUUAUAUUUCCGUGAGAAAAAAUUUGCUGUUGAAGUUCACGACCCACGGAGGAUUUCGGUAUCAAGAAGGACCUUUGGGCAAAGUGGCCUCUUUGUGCAAACCUGGUAUGCACACUCCUCGCUCAUCAAGUCCAUCUGGGUGAUGGCCAUCAGUCAGCACCAGUUUUACUUGGACCGGAAGCAAAGCAAAGCAAAAAUUCCUUCAGCCAGAAGUUUAGACGACAUCGCGAUGGAUUUGACGGAGAUGGGAACCCCGAGGACCUCCAAACCGGUCACUCUGGAGGCAAAAAGCCAGUUCAUCAUGGCCAGCAAUGGCAGCUUGAUCUCCUCAGGUUCUCAAGACUCGGAAUUGAGUGAGGAGCAAAAGCGAGAGAAAAUCCUGGAACUCAAGAAGAAGGAAAAGCUGUUGCAAGAAAAGCUCCUGAAAAAAGUCGAGGAGCUUAAGAAGAUCUGUUUGCGGGAGGCUGAGCUCACAGGCAAAAUGCCAAAGGAGUACCCGCUGGGCAUCGGUGAGAAACCUCCGCAGGUCAGAAGGCGUGUGGGCACCGCGUUCAAGUUAGAUGACAACCUGCUCCCCAGUGAAGAGGACCCUGCUUUGCAAGAGCUGGAGAGCAACUUCCUAAUACAGCAAAAGCUGGUGGAAGCUGCAAAGAAACUUGCCAAUGAGCCAGACCUGUGUAAAACCGUGAAGAAAAAACGAAAGCAAGAUUUCACGGAUGCAGUGAGAAGGCUGCAGGAGAUUGAAAAUGCAAUAAAUGAAUACCGAAUUCGGUGUGGGAAGAAGCCGACCCAGAAAGGGACAGGUCCCUUACCAGAAGACGUAAUCCCCUCAGAAAGCAGCUCCUUGUCCGACACUACCACCUGUGAUGAUCCUAAUGACACCUUCACUCUUGCUGGGCAGCGAUCGAGUUCAGUACCUCAUUCUCCAAGAAUUCUUCCCCCCAAGUCUCUGGGCAUUGAGCGAAUCCACUUCAGAAAGUCGUCCAUCGGUGACCAGCUGGUGGAUGCCAGGCAGCCCAGAGAAAUGCUGUCGACACACAGCAGCCCUUACAAAACCCCGGAGCGGCGGCCCCCCGGAGGGCGGAGCAUGCCCACCACCCCCGUGCUCACCCGCAACGCCUACAGCAGCAGCCACUUAGAGCCCGAACCCCCCGCUCAGCACUGCCGCCAGCGGAGUGGCAGCCUGGAGUCCCAGUCGCGCCUGCUGUCCGAGCUGGACCACGACCGGCCGUUCUUCUCCCUCUGCAAGUCCCAGCGGAGCAGCAGCACCGAAGUCCUGGACGACGGGUCCUCCUGCACCAGCCAGUCCAGCGCCGAGUACUACUGCCUGAGGAGCCUGAGGAGCGGCGUCCACGCCCAGGGCCACGAGCAGCCCUCCUACUACAUCGGGUGCACGCCCUUCGCGGAGUGUGACCUUUACUACGGCGGCGGCUACGUCUACGAGAACGACACGGAGGGACAGUACAGUGUCAACCCUUCCUACCGCUCCUCCGUCCACUAUGCAUACGACCGCCAGCGGGACUACAGCAGGUCCUUCCAUGAGGAUGAGGUGGACCGGGUGCCCCAUAACCCCUAUGCCACCCUCCGGCUGCCCAGGAGGGCCGCGGGCUCGGAGCGCGUCACCAAGCACAUCCACAAGGCCCUGGGGGCUGACGUGGACUCGGACAGGGGCUCCCAGCGAUGCCUGGGGUGGGCGGCGCUGCAGGUGCCCUGCUCUCCGGGCAGCCGCGCGUCUUCCUACUCCUCAGUGUCUUCUACAAACGUUUCCGGGAGCUGGAGGACCCAGAUGACAGUAGGGCUUUCUGAGUACGAGGCCCCAGCACAUCCUUCCUACACCAGCUGCUACGGCAACUUCUACAGUCCUUUGCCCUCUCCAGGCAGACAGUACGCAGAGGCCGUGGCCCUGGACAGCGCGGACGGGGGCCGGCUGGCGGGCGGCCUGGAGGCGGCCGAGCAGGGGCUCCUCUGGCAUGAAGACUCCAAGCCCGGGACCUUAGUCUGAGCGGAGCCGGACUCCCCCUGCCCUGCGUUCUCACACCGUGUGCCUUGGAAAUGUGUUCAUCUUCCCAGAAGGCUGUUUGGCAUCAGAGGAUGAAAAGAGGACUCCCCUUGCCCCGAAGUGAACCCCACCCUCAGCCGCACAAAGCCCCGCGGACACCUGCCGUCCCCGACCAGACCUCCCCGGCGGAGUGGGGGCCACCAUGGCCCACCAUGGCCCAGGGAGGGCUCGGCCUUCCUCAACAGUGAGCACUUUGUCAGGGAGUAAAGUUGUUGAAGGCAAACCCAAACUGUGCAAAGUGCUGUCAGGAUCUCCAACAGCAACGAAGGCGGGGAUGUCAGAGCACAAGUCAGAAUGGCGCCUGGGAGGCCAGCGCUGGCCACGCUCGCCCUCAGGAAGCGGCGGGUGAGCUGCGGAGACGGACGCUGCUCCCCCCGGACAGGAACAUUGGACAGUAUUGGAGAAUUACUUGAAGAGAAGCUGGGUCUUCAUGAAGUUCUGACGAGUGUAAAUGUUUUUUAGGUUUUAUAAAGAGUGAUGGUUUCAUAAGCACCAGAAAGUGGGUUCCAGACAGACUUGCCGCCUGGCACCCUGCGAUGACCCCCGGCGGCCGGCCCACAGCGGCCCUGGAGCUGGCCACCUGCUGGGGGGCAUCCAGGCCCCGUCCCCGCGCUCCUCUUUCCUGCUCCAGUGGCACGAGGAGCUGUUAUUCAGGCUGUUAACGCUCCAACGUGGCUGUCAUUUGAAAUGGCAGACUUGAUAUGGAAAGUUUAUAAUCAAGAUUUUGAAAAUGUAUUUUGAGGUGAUACGGAAAGAACCCAAAACAAAAUAAAGAAAAAAAAGCACAUCAUUUUAGAUGAAUUGUGUGCCUUAAAAUGGUGACUUGUUAGAAAAGUAAGCUAUUGUCUGAAUUCCACAGGUAGUCUAAGUCACCAAGUGACACAAACCAGAUUAGUCAUUAAAAGUACAAAAACUCCAAGCUGCGGUAGAUUUAAUUAUGAGGCUAAAACUACCUCAUACUUUCCGUGGAAGAACUAAUUAGCUGUGGUUAUGGUUGAGUUUUUUUAAACAAAUAUUUCCAUAUUCCAGAUCUUCUUUACUCUGCUUCAGAAUUCCAUAACAGGUGCUCUUCCCCCCUUUUAUACAGGUUUCUUGUUCAUAUUGUGACUAGAGCAGUUUCUGAACAACUUUUUGGAACAUUUUCUAUCUAUAUUCCAAAGCAUGUAGUAUUUACAUAAAGUGGGUUUGUUAAACUGGUCCUUAGUCAUUUGUAUCAUUAAAAAUGAAGUUUGGGGAGGAGGGGAAUUGGAACAAAAAAAGACAUGCAAAAAAUAACAUUCCUUUUGCAUACUUGUAUAGCCUUCUAGAAACAGAAAUACCUUUUGCAUAUUCUUUUACUGUUCUGACUUUUUAAGACCUAUUAUUUUUACAUAGGUCAAUAAACUGAAGUGUGCUACUGAAAA